Messenger RNA from Delphinapterus leucas (beluga whale), 9458 nucleotides. RefSeq names its product TSC22 domain family member 1 (gene TSC22D1). Lineage: Eukaryota; Metazoa; Chordata; Mammalia; Artiodactyla; Monodontidae. The record is from RefSeq and is a predicted model, not a curated record. Gene Ontology annotation, biological process: negative regulation of apoptotic process; regulation of transcription by RNA polymerase II; positive regulation of cell population proliferation. Gene Ontology annotation, cellular component: cytosol; nucleus.
GCGUGGGGGGAGGGCCGAGCGGGGCCGGCGGGGCCGGGAGGGGAGGUUUGAGCCACACUGAGCUCAGGGUUCGCCGGCGGCGGCGGGGCUGGGGGUGGCGAGGGGAAGGCGACACUCGCUCGGCGCCGCCGCCUUCGUGCAGAGCGACCGGGAGGGUUUUGCAGCGGCCGCCGCCGCCGCGGCGGGAAGAGGGGGGGAGGUGGCUUCGGAGUUGUCCGGAGAAGGUGGGCAUUUCUCGGCUUUCCCACCCCCUCCCCUAGCCUCCCCCCUCCCCUGGUCUUCCCCUCCCUCCUGCCCCGCACCCCACGUGAAGCGGAAUAUAAAGGGGGGUGUGAGGCUAGAGGGGAAAGUGAAUGGCGAAGGACUGAAGGGGUCCCCCCUUCGGGUCCCCGGCUGUUCUGUUCACCCUCGUUCAUCCUCCCUUCCCGAAGCUCGCCCUCGAAGGCAGAAGCGGCCAGCGCCUUCGGCUGAGAAGGAGGAGGAGGAGGAAUCGCGCCGGGCGGAGCGUCAGGUCCCGUUUUCCUCCUCGGCGUCUUGAAUACAAAGAUUACGGUGCCGAAGGAAAUUGCACUCGCCUCCUCCGCCCCCCGGUACCCAGCACAAUGCACCAGCCGCCCGAGUCCACCGCCGCCGCGGCCGCGGCCUCGGCCGCUGCAGACAUUAGUGCUAGGAAGAUGGCGCACCCGGCAGUGUUCCCUCGAAGGGGCAGUGGUGGCAGCGCCUCUGCUCUCAAUGCAGCAGGUACCGGCGUUGGUAGUAGUGCCCCAUCUUCCGAGGAUUUUCCGCCUCCGUCGCUGCUCCAGCCGCCACCUCCUGCAGCAUCUUCUCUGUCGGGACCACAGCCUCCGCCUCCACAAAGCCUGAACCUCCUUUCGCAGGCUCAGCUGCAGGCACAGCCUCUUGCGCCAGGCGGAACUCAAAUGAAAAAGAAAAGUGGCUUCCAGAUAACGAGCGUGACCCCGGCUCAGAUCUCCGCUAGCAUCAGCUCUAACAACAGCAUCGCAGAGGACACCGAAAGCUACGAUGAUCUGGAUGAAUCUCACACAGAAGAUCUGUCGUCUUCCGAGAUCCUUGAUGUGUCACUUUCCAGGGCUACCGACUUAGGGGAGCCUGAACGCAGCUCCUCAGAAGAAACUCUCAAUAACUUCCAGGAAGCCGAGACACCUGGGGCAGUCUCUCCCAACCAGCCCCCCCUUCCUCAGCCUCAUUUGCCUCACCUUCCACAACAGAAUGUUGUAAUCAAUGGGAAUGCUCAUCCCCACUCCCUCCAUCACCACCCUCACGUUCAUCAUGGGCACCACCUCCAUCACGGGCACCACCAUCCAUCCCAUGCCGGUGUGGCCAGUACACCCAUUCCGGGAGGGCCGCCUGCAAGCCCGGUGUCCAGAAAACUGUCUACAACUGGAAGCUCUGACACCGUUAUGCCAGUUGCACCAACUUCUGCCGUAUCAUCGAGUGGCUCACCUGCAUCUGUAAUGACUAGUAUCCGUGCUCCGAGUACAAGCGGCAGUAUAGGUAUAAAUUCUGUUACAGGCACUAAUACGAUGAAUAAUGUUAACAUUACGGCUGUGGGCGGUUUUAAUCCUAAUGUGACCAGCAGCAUGCUUGCUAAUGCUAAUUUAAGUGCGAGCAACAUUCCCAGUGCUGCCGGUGUGAGCGUUGGGCCUGGAGUGAGCAGCGGUGUUAACGUGACUGUCUUGAGCGGCCUGGGCAACGGUACGAUUUCGUCCUCCGCUCUCAUUAACAGCACUGCCAGUGCAGCUGCAGGGAUGACUGUAGGAUCAGUUUCAAGUCAGCAGCAACAGCCAACAGUUAACACGUCCAGGUUCAGAGUUGUGAAGUUAGAUUCGAGUUCUGAGCCCUUCAAAAAAGGUAGAUGGACUUGCACCGAGUUCUAUGAGAAAGAAAACGCUGCCCCCGCCGCCGAAGGGGUGGUGAUAAAUAAAGCAGUGGAAAGCGUAAAACAAAACCCGACAGAAGUGACUUCUGAGAGGGAGAGCACAAGCGGGAGCUCAGUGAGCAGCAGUGUCAGCACGCUGAGCCACUACACGGAGAGUGUGGGAAGCGGAGAGAUGGGGGCCCCAGCUGCCGUGGUGCAGCAGCCGCCCGCUCUUCCAGGUGUCGCCCUCCCGCAGAUGGACUUCAGUAGCGCUGCUCCGGCGGGCAUUUCAGCAGUUAGUAUGCCACAGAGUAUUUCUCAGUCACAGAUCUCGCAAGUGCAGUUGCAGUCUCAAGAACUGAGCUAUCAGCAGAAGCAGGGUCUUCAACCAGUACCUCUGCAAGCCGCUCUCAGUGCUGCAGCUGGUAUCCAGCCAUCACCUGUGAGCGUGGUGGGUGUAACUUCAGCUCUAGGUCAGCAGCCUUCCGUUUCCAGCCUGGCUCAGCCCCAACUGCCGUAUUCUCAGGCGGCCCCUCCGGCGCAAGCACCCCUGCCAGGCACAUCACCCCAGCAGUUACACUAUGGACAGCAGCCGUCGGUGGCCCCAAGCCAUGGCCCGUCAGUGACUCCGAAUGCUACUUCCGAGUAUGUUCAGCAGCAGCCGAUUCUGCAAACGGCAGUGUCCUCUGGACAGCCCACCUCUGCGGGGGUGGGAGCAGGAACCUCGGGGAUUCCUGUGGCUCAGCCACAGGGCAUCCAGCUGCCAGUGCAGCCCGCCGCAGUCCAGGCGCAGCCCGCAGGGGCAGCUGGCCAACCCGCUGGCCAGGCGCAGACGGCAGUAUCUGCUGUACCUCCUGGCAGUCAAAUUGCAAAUAUUGGUCAACAGACAAACCUACCUACGGCAGCGCAGCAGCCCUCUACCCAAGUCACACCUUCAGUUAUCCCGCAAGGUGCUCCUCCGUCUUCACAGGUAGUUCCACCCGCUCAGGCUGCGAUUCUUCAUCAGGGAGUUCAAGCUAGUGCUUCAAGCCUUCCUCAACAGUUGGUCAUUGCACCCCAGAGUACCUUGUUAACUGUGCCUCCCCAGCCGCAAGGAGUAGAGUCAGUAGCUCCAGGAGUUGUUUCGCAGCAGUUGCCUGCAGUUAGUCCUUUGCCCUCUGCUAGCAGUAUUUCUGUUACGAAUCAGGUUAGUUCAGCUGGGCCUUCUGGAAUGCCUUCUGUCCCAACAAACUUGGUUCCAUCACAGAAUAUAGCACAAGCCCCUGCCACUCAAAAUGGUAAUUUGGUUCAAAGUGUUAGUCAGCCUCCCUUGAUGGCAGCACCUAAUAUAAAUUUGCCUUUGGCGCAGCAGAUACCAAGUUCUACUCAGUUCUCUGCACAAUCAUUAGCUCAGGCAAUUGGAAGCCAAAUUGAAGAUGCCAGGCGCCCAGCGGAACCCUCCUUAGUUGGCUUACCUCAGACUAUCAGUGGUGACAGUGGGGGCAUGUCGGCAGUUUGCGAUGGGAGUAGCAGCAGCCUAGGAGCCUCUGCUUCUCUUUUCCCGUUGAAGGUGCUACCGCUGACGACACCCCUGGUGGAUGGCGAGGAUGAGAGCUCUCUAUUUCAGUGCUUCUCUCCUACCAGAGGUGCAAGGAGUGAUCCUAGAACCACAGAUACAGCCAAGACCACGGAGAGCUUUUGACGUCAGGGGUCCACUUUCUCCACUGAACCCUUGGAGGCAGAAUAUCCAGCUUCUGGAGAGAGUUGGGAAAGGAUAAUAAACAAGUGGGUGCUUUCCAUUAUUUACUUGGGUUUAUUUAUAGAUUGGAGUGUCCUUCCAUUGCCCAUUUAAUUCUACUGUUAAACUCCUUGGGUUCAUAUAAGAACCAAGUGGGGCUGCAAUCUGUUUGUUUUUCUAAGAAUGCUAACUAGUGCCCGUUCAGAAAAGAGACCUAAAAUUUAUUUUAAUUUUCUCUCCAGAUAAUUAAAGCAGUGGGUGAUUUGGGGGCACUUGAUUUGGUGAAUGCCUGUGUAGUCCACAGGAAUUUUUUAAAGGAAAUAUUUGCCCAUUUUAGCCUUUACUGGUAUUAGUGGACUUCUAAGUGCUCUUUUAUAUUCCAGUAUUUAAGAAGUUUCUUUAUUUCGUCUUUGGGCAAGCUGGGCAUCUGAAUUCUCCUAAUUUACACAGUCUGAUGUCCAGGUGUUAUCCUACCGUGUUAGUGAGAACUUUUUGGUCUUUUUCCUACCUCAAACUUUAGGACUUCAAAUUAAGUAGAUCUUUAAACAAGAUGCAAUGAUAGUACCAUUAUGGUUUUACUGUCAAGUCUAGGCUUCAUUCUUUAAUAAGAUACAUAUGAAUGAAUAUGAGUUUCAGGAUAUAACAAGGCAAACGAGCCUUUUCCUAGAUUUUCCCCAUGGCAUUAAGAUGGUUUUCUCUUAGUUUCUUUGAUGCCAAGGGUAGGAUUUGAUUCCAGGAAGUUCUUAUCACCUACAGUGGGUAGAACGUGAAGUUGGUGCCUUUGGCAGGUUUUCAUUUCUCCUUGGUGGAUCCCUUCUGUGACUCCAGGUAUCUUGAUAAUGGGAGACCGGUUUAUUUGUUCUCUAAUUGCCCAGAUUUCUUUCAACUGGUAAACAUCAUACUUCAGCAAAAGGAACUCUUCUAGCAGAGCCUUCAUGGAUGAUAUCUGUCACACAUGCAGCAGCUGCAGUUUGGAAGGCAGUGGUGAACGGAGCCAUGCAUUAUAUCUAGAAGACACAAGGAUGAGAGAGCCACCUGAUCUUGCCAUUGAUAAACUUUAAGAUUUACUCUGGUGUACUCUUGAUCUGGAAACGGAAAGGCUCAAAUAAUGACGUAAUUUUUUCAGAUUGGAAUUUUACAUGGCCAUGAAAAUAAUUCCUUUUUAUUCAGAAGACUGAAAUAGAGGAAGCAUGAGAGACACCUUUCUUUAAAAAGCAGCUCUCUGUAUCUGUUUCACUUAAAAGAUUUGUGGGAUUGAAAAUCACCUUAAUGAAGCAGGCAGACUUUUUAUUUUUUAGUAGUCUGGGAGAUCCAGAAAUCGUAAUGAAACUGUCUUUUGUUGCCUGACACUGAAAGGAACUAGGAAAUAUAAAGGGUGAACUUCUUAAUUACUCCCAAAUUACUUUUAAUAUUAGGAUGCACUUUUUAAACUUUUUCUAGUCUUGGGCCUUAUUCUUAUUUGUCAAAUCAACAAAGAUUCCAGCAUAGGAGUAGAGACGUCUUUGAGUUCAGUCUUCUAAAGUAGUAAAUACCUGUUAAACUUGAGGUAUCGUUCUGCAUUGCAGGCGUUCUAAAGUUGAAUGAUAACUGAAAAAAAAGAGGUAUUUUAUAGAGCAAAAACAAUUAGUAGUAGUAGGAUAAGCCUCUAUGUGUGAAUAAGUGUUGCAAGAUAGUUAUCCAAACUAUCGAUAAAUUGAUGGCAGUAGUGAUCAAAAUGCUUUAUUUCUCUUUUUGGUAUCUAUUUAACUGGUCAGUCGAAAGCUGUUAAAGAAGUUUUUAAAAGUUAUGCAAUGCUGCCAGUUUGUUUUAUUUGGUAUAAAUUUUAAGAAUAGAAAUUCUAGAGAUAAUAAUAUGGAAGCAUUUAAAUGGCUUAGGAAUCUUAAAGGUUUUGGAAACCCACAUUGGCUAGAUUAUAACCUGGCCUUUAGUCUUCUCGGCUAUUUGUGAGGCCUUGUUUUCCCCUCAUUUAUUAUAAAUAAACUUUUGUAUGUACAGUACUUAAAAGUAAAUUUAAAAGAUCAGUUUGAACUAAAAUUUCCCUAGAGAGCUCUGAAUUCCCAUAAACAAUUACAGCUUUUUACUCUUGAUUUGUUUCUGUUAAAAGUUAGUACGAUAGUUGUUACAAACACACAUAAAUUAAAAAACAACUACUCACUCAACAUUUUAGAAAGAACUCAGGGAACUGAAAGUGAGAUUUGCUUGGAAAUUUAGUUGAACUCUUUGAACCACAGUACAAACGAGUUUAUGGCCUGUGAGGUUAUUAUUAGCCUUCUGUUUCAGUUUUGAAGAAGCGAUUUAAACUCUUAAUCCCAUUAAUCUCAUGCUUUGAUUAAAUUUUAGCUUUGUUCCUUAAAGUGUGCAAAAGAAAUGAAGUGCAUUUCUAUUCAUCUCAUGCCACUAAAAGCUAUUUAAAAGUGAAACUUUAUGUAUAUUAAUGUGAACUGAUGUGUUUAAACUUUUAUUUUGAUACAUUUUCCUUUCAGAUUUUUAAAUAUUUCGUGUCACAAUAUGCAAUCCUAUAUUUUUCAGUGUUUAUUUUACGGAUAUUACUAUAAGCUAAUUUUUUUCUAGAAUGACUAAUUGUGUAAUAUUUGUAUUAUGUGAUCAUUUGAAAAACUAAUAAAUAUUUUCUCCGUAAAAAAAUGCACUUACUGAUAAAUGGCUUAUUUUUCUUUCAGGAGUAGAAAAUGGAAACUACAACAGUAUUUUUAAGUGUAUUUUAAUUUUAUGUGUCUUCCUCUAAGUAUUUCUGAAUAUAUAUCCUAUCCUUGUAUAUGUUAAACUCUUUUGAGAAAAAAAAUUAUUUUAAACUAUUGAAUUAAAAUGAUUCUCAUUGGGUCACCCAGUGCCAAAUGUAGGAAAUAGGUGAUCUAUUUAGUCUAUUUUUGCAUUUUCCUGAUUAGCUUCAUCUUAGCUUUGUUUCCAGAAUUGGAUUGUUUUAGAUGCCGUUUUUGUAUGCCAGUUUUGCAAACCAUUAAAACUCUUGAGCUAAUAUCAUAAAUAUCAGGAGUAAUAUGGUCACAUCUUUUAAAGUGAGAUCUUGAUAAACAAAGACCCUCACAAAAUAGCAUACAAGAGACAGUUCCUCUAUUCAGAAAAAGAAUAUUUGAAAAUAAUGGCUGAUUGGAGAGCUACCCAAUUUGUGGGUGCUGUUAAUAGGAGAAGAAAAUGUUUUAUAUUUUCAUGUUCUCCUUGAACAACUAAUUGUAGGAGGGGAAAUCUUAGAGUCUCUUGCUUUUAACCUUAUCAAAACAACAUGGAAAAGGAUAAAAUUGGGUUUUAAUGAUUCUUGUCUUUAUAUCUACAUAAACCUAAUCAAAGCCACUGGAACAAUUUACCUUUGCUAUGCAGAGUCUGCUAGAAGCAAGAGGAGAUUUCCCUUUUGAUUUGAAGAAAACUCAUAAGAAUGGACUCCUAAAAUUAAAAAUGAACAUUAUGAUAGGGUCCUAAGCAAGAAAUAAAAGUUUGAUUAAUGACAAUUUGCGGAUUAAAAUGAAAGAAUUUGGCUCCCUGAAGAAGUUAUACUCUGAAAAAUGAGAAUUAUAAAAGGAAAUUAUGAUUUAGAAUAGCUACUGUAUUUGUGGGGGGUGGUGGCGGGAAAGGAGCUAAAAUUCUUGGCUUUAUUAGUCUGGUAAGUUUGGGAAAGAUAAGUAAAGAUUGUGUGGAUAAAAUUUUGUUUUUAGAUUUAAAGCUAUUAAAAGGUUUGUUUACAGACAUAAUGUAUUUCUAUGGAAGAUGGAAGGCUGUAUUUUCCUUGAAUACAAAAAAAUUUAUAAGUCUUAACUGUAUGUGUAUAGAAGGGUAGGGUUGGGUUAAAUAAAAAUCUUGCACUGGAAAUUUCAAACAUAUUGUAAAAAUAAUGGUGAAAUGAGAGUUUUAAAUAAUUUUCAUUACAGGGACUUUUCCCUACACUGUCAAUAGCUUCAAAAUAAAAACAUCACAGAAUGUUGAACAUGGCUUUAUCUCCGAGGUGUAAGAACGUAGGCUUAUUGUUUCACCAUGAUUCAUGGGAUUAGCUAUAGGAAAAAGUUUUGUUUUGUUCUUUAGUGAGGAAACAGUUUUUUUUUUUUUAACAUAGCUUCUGUUUUAAAAAAGGUAAAGGUAACAUAAGCAGUGUGCCUGCAAAGUACUGACCUUGUAGCUUAUUGUUAAAUAUGUGCACAGAUCUUACUGUAUUUUGCUGUAUUGAAACAAUUGAGCAAAAUGUCAGUGCCUAGAUGUCCUAAGCGAUUUCUUGAUUUUUUAAAAUUCAGGUAUUUUUAUUUCCCAUUUAAAAAAAUUCACAGUAACGUAGUCCUGAAAUGUGAAAGAUUUGUGUUUCCAAAAUAAGCACAUAGGUGCUCUUUAAAGUUUUUUCCCACUAAAUGUACAUCUAAGGUAAUUAGAUCACUGCAGUAAAAAAAACACUAGGGAACUAUGAAGGGUGCAUCGGAGUUUUCAGGAAUUACGAUCAAAGGGAUCUCUACUCAAGAGGUAAGGUAUGGCAUAGGUAGAAAAAAUGUUCAAAAUGUGUUCCGUGCAAUGUCUGAUGAUAAAGUAAACUACAACAGAUAUCCUUUGAUUUUCAGACAGAUGUAGAGUUAGGAAAAUAAUUUUUCUUAAAAAUCUCUCUCAGAGAAGAGCAAUGGAUAAACCACAGAUUUGUUUUUGCAUGACUUUGGAGUGCAUUUAGAAACAAGUAUCUGCAGACAUUGUACCCUUUUGGUACCUGGCCUGAAUAUAUCCCGUGGCAUCUCCUACCCUUACUCUCGUAAUGUUUAUGAUCCAUAUUUAAUUUAGUAUUUCUUAAGCCCUGAGAACUGUUAAAAUAUUGUACUUCGAAUGGAAAGUUGAGUACAGAUUCCUUGAGGUUAUUGCCUGGCUUCGUGUUUGCUGUGUCUGCCUGUUUUUGUUCAAUGAAACCUAGAAUUUAGAAAACAGUAGCUGUACUGAGUAAUUUUAACUUCGGUUUGAGAAAUUCGAGUUUUAUAAACUUACACUGUAAUUCGGGAAUCUGUUAUAUUAAGGAUUAAGAAAUAAUAUGUUGGCUAGUAUAUAAAGUUGUUCAGACAAGAAAGUUAUACUGUUGUUCUGUAAGGUAUAUUAAGUAGGUUCAAAGAAUCAAGUGUUAGCAUAAUAUGUAGUAUAUCUAGAAACAAAGGAAAAUGCAGUAUUCGGUACAGGUGAGCUAAAAAAAUGAUUUAGGAUUUUUUUCUAGAAUUACACUACUAGUAUAAUUUACUCAAUAGAUGGCAGUAUAGAAAACAGAGUAACCUUCCAUCCUAUCUUUUUGAUUCUUUUUAUAAGGACAUCAGCUCGUGGACAUUUGGCUUUUAUUUAAAAUAGUUUGCUGUCUGUCCUGCAUUUGCCUUUAUGCAGAGCAAAUGAUCAUAUUGCUAUGAUCUAGAGACAGCACUCACUACAGCGGUGAGGUAGCCGAUUCCAUGUUCAGGGAUGCUCUGAUGGUAAGAAGUUGACCCAGAAUAUGCUUCCAUGUCAUUUUUUAUUUGAAAAUUACCUUAGAAAUUAGCUAGAUUAGCAUCCUUAUCUGUAAAAGAAAAUAUGUAAAAUUUUACGUACAAGAUAAUUGAUAUCUGGGAACAAUACAUGUAAUUCUAAUAUCACAUAGUUUAUUAAAGGUCUGCUGUAGGAUUCAAGUCUCUUGACUCCAGGCUCAGAGAUCUGUACUUAACUGUACUUUAUUGCCUCAUCACGUUAGUCCUAGUUCUGGGCAACGUGGAGUAUGACCUCAUCAUGUUAGUCCUAGUUCUGGGCAACGUAGCGCGAGUCUGAUGCCCUUCAAAUAUGAUAGCCUUCAGGUAUCUUAAGAUGGCUGUUAUACUCCAUCAAUUCCAAGCGCAAGUUUCCCGCCCCCCCAACAGA